Oppia nitens is the source of this 1405-nucleotide messenger RNA. RefSeq names its product serine/threonine-protein kinase ICK-like. The transcript is spliced from 7 exons. Gene Ontology annotation, cellular component: cilium; nucleus; cytoplasm. The coding region runs from base 1 to 1350 and encodes 449 amino acids. Gene Ontology annotation, molecular function: protein serine/threonine kinase activity; ATP binding. The record is from RefSeq and is a predicted model, not a curated record. Gene Ontology annotation, biological process: cilium assembly; intraciliary transport; protein phosphorylation. Lineage: Eukaryota; Metazoa; Arthropoda; Arachnida; Sarcoptiformes; Oppiidae.
AUGAACCGAUACGUGACACUCAGUCAAUUAGGUGAUGGCACCUAUGGUUCCGUACUAUUAGCCCAACGAUUGGAUAACGGAGACAAAGUGGCCAUUAAAAAAAUGAAGAAAAAAUACUAUUCAUGGGAAGAAUGUAUGAAUUUGAGAGAAGUAAAGUCGCUACAAAAGUUAAGUCACGCAAACCUUAUAAAACUAAAGGAAGUUAUUCGUGAAGACAAUACAUUAUAUUUUGUUUUUGAAUAUAUGAAAGAAAAUCUCUAUCAAUUGAUUAAAGACAGGGAAAAACCGUUUGCAGAACCAAUUAUUAGGAAUAUUCUUUACCAGAUAUUACAAGGGCUGGCGUUUAUGCAUAAACAUGGAUUCUUUCACAGAGAUAUUAAACCGGAAAAUUUAUUGUGUAUGGGUCCCGAUCUGAUUAAAAUUGCUGAUUUUGGUUUGGCCAGAGAAAUUAGAUCCCGACCUCCGUAUACUGAUUAUGUAUCGACGCGAUGGUAUAGGGCUCCAGAAGUAUUACUACGUUCAACAAAUUAUAACUCUCCUAUUGAUAUUUGGGCAGUUGGUUGCAUUAUGGCUGAAUUAUAUACAUUGCAACCACUUUUUCCCGGCAGGAGUGAAAUCGAUCAGAUAUUUAGAUGUUGUUCAGUAUUGGGAACACCCGAUAAGCGCGAUUGGCCCGAAGGAUAUCAAUUAGCAAAUGCAAUGAAUUUCCGAUUUCCUCAGUUCAGUCCAAUGCCUUUGGACUCAAUUGUGGCCAACAGUCAUACCGACGGUAUUGUACUCUUAGAAGAUAUGCUCCGUUGGAAUCCAUCGAGACGUCCGACAGCUGUUCAGUCAUUAAAAUAUAACUAUUUUAAAGUCAAUCAAAAGCUCGGUCCCCAACACAUCAAUAAUUUAGUUACAAAAACUCCUUAUAAUCAAAACACAAAUUCAAAUAGUUUUUCUGAUAAAAAUGGUUUACAAAUGACUGAAUUUGAACACAAUUUGAAUUCAAAGUUAUUUAAUUACGAUUCCAGUGAAUCUCCAAAUGUUGAUAACAAUAGUAUUCAACAAUUACAACAACAAAUUGGAUCCAUUUCUUCGAGAAAUAAUAGUAGUAAUAAUUCAGUGCUUAAAUCAAGUUUGUCAGUCAAAGAGCAAUAUUUGCAAAGAUCUCGAUAUAUUGCGGGACAGACAGUCAAAAAUGCUUCCUAUCGUAACUCAGCAAUGUAUGGUAAUGGAUACAUUGGGAAUGGCAAUCGAAGACAAUCAUUGAUAUCAAUGACAUCUCAUACGGUACCUGCAAAUGGUGGGCCCCUAAUAGCAGCCAACAUAACUGGAAAGACCGAUUGGACGGCCAAAUACCUGCAAUGAAUUUCACUGAAUUUUACUAAUGAAUUCAAUUUAAUUAAACUAAAUGACUCCUACA